UACUUUUCUCAGUGGUUCUAGGGGAAACGCUGGGCCAGGCGACAAAGGACGGGCUCUCACCCUCUGGGCCCUAGCCCUGCUCAGCUCUCAGACUAGCAAUUCUGCGUUCACUCUGGCAGUUUUUUCAAAACCAUUCGCUCUACUGGGGUGAUCAUACCGGCCCCAAGGGCUCAUCCGCUUUGGGUCCUGCACAACGAUCCCCACGUUACUUCCUCUUGUAUCUUUAAAUGAUACUCAUCUCAACGGUCACCUCCUCCCAGCAGCCCUCCUGCCUGCCUCUCAAGUCCUGGGCAAAAGUCCCUGCCAAAUCCCUGCAACACUUCCCCAGUGGGACCACCUUGUGUAGACUGGGCUGUGCCUCGGUCCAGGCCUGGACCCUGUCACUUCCCUGGGAAUGCGUUGAGGGGGCGGAGUUCCCUGUUCCCUCCUUCUUAAGCUCCUGGCCUGAGGAGGGCCAGGCAGAGGGUAGAUAGCGACCUGAUGGCGAGGAGCACAGUGCAUCUCACCUGCGGGCCCCGCCUGCUCUUGGUGCUUGGUCUAUGCCACCUGUCCGUGCCUCAGGAGCCUCAGAAGGCCGGUGCUCCUGGGACUGCCAUUGUGCGGUUUACCUGGUCAGGCGGCUCUGCGCUUGGCUGGGGGCCGGCUCCACACCCUGCGCACGGGGGCCUGCCUCCCCCUCCUCUUCCCUCUGCAGCUACGCGGGGUUCUAUCCGCAGCUGCGCUAUCAGGUGGGGAACACCUAUGGGCGCACCACAGCACAGCUGCUCACAGACCCCAGCGUGCAGAAGAGCCCCUGCUCCGUGCUGUCCCCCAUAUCCAAGCCCAAGUUCAUCGAGGACUUCAGCAAGCCCAAGCCACCUUGGAUACCCUGCCGGGACCUGACUGAGCCCUAUGUCCCCCACUACACUGGUCUGAAGCCCUACAAGAACUUUGAGAUUCUGGGCCAGUUCCCACCCCAGGAGGGGAACGCCCAGAAGGGGCCGCAGGGCAUAGAAAGCAUAUCCAGGCAGGUCCUGCUGCCUGCGGGCUUCAUGCCCUAUGCCCCCUACCCCCCAUGCCCGCCGGGCAGGAAGGGGGGCUCCAGAGACCUCGGACACCCAGGCCUGCGGCUGGCAUAUGGAGAGGAGGCCUGGAAGACCACCACCCCCGUCCUCGGGGCCCCUGGACGGGACCAGCUGUACCACUGCAGGAGGGAUGAAUCCCCACCCCCUGCUCAGCAGCAGGAGACCCUAGACGUGGGCAGGUUCCACAGGCUGCCGCAGCUCGACCACCCCAACCUGAUCCAACGCAAAGCCAUCUCAGGUUAUGCUGGCUUUGUCCCCCGGUUUGCCUGGGUGAUGGGGGUGAACUACCGUGACGGUGUCGCACAGGCCAUGGAUGAGUUCAGCAAGAACCAGUUCCUAUUCAGAAACCCCAUCUGUGCCCUGGGGGAGCGGCUGCCCAAAACACACUGGCCUGGCAACACCAUCUACAGCAGCCAGGGCCUGAUGCCUUUCUACAUGGGCUUCAUACCAUCCAUGCAGGACAACUACGCGCUGACGUUCGGCAAUAGCACCCGCAAGGCCUAUUGGAAGGAACUGGAGAGGCGACACCAGACACUAUGAAAAUGCUUUAAUGGCGGCGUCUGGACAGCAAUGUGACGUCAAGACAGGAAGGAGAGCAAGUGCACACAGAGAACAGGUUGUGAGUGAAUAAAGCGUUCACACCGCUUCCACGCGCUUCACCAGGUAACAGCUCUAGGCCACCUCCUCCUCCGCCUCCUCCUCGAACUCGCCCUCCUCCUCGGCCGUGGCGUCCUGGUACUGCUGGUACUCAGACACCAGGUCGUUCAUGUUGCUCUCGGCCUCGGUGAACUCCAUCUCGUCCAUGCCCUCGCCCGUGUACCAGUGCAGGAAGGCCUUGCGCCGGAACAUGGCCGUGAACUGCUCCGAGAUGCGCUUGAACAGCUCCUGGAUGGCCGUGCUGUUGCCGAUGAAGGUGGCAGACAUCUUGAGCCCCCGGGGCGGGAUGUCGCACACGGCGGUCUUCACGUUGUUGGGGAUCCACUCCACGAAGUAGCUGCUGUUCUUGUUUUGGACGUUCAGCAUCUGCUCGUCCACCUCCUUCAUGGACAUGCGGCCCCUGAAUACUGCGGCCACGGUCAGGUAGCGGCCGUGGCGGGGGUCGCAGGCGGCCAUCAUGUUCUUGGCGUCGAACAUCUGCUGGGUGAGCUCAGGCACCGUCAGGGCCCGGUACUGCUGGCUGCCGCGGCUGGUGAGCGGCGCGAAGCCCGGCAUGAAGAAGUGCAAGCGGGGGAAGGGCACCAUGUUCACGGCCAGCUUGCGCAGGUCAGCAUUCAGCUGGCCGGGGAAGCGCAGGCAGGUGGUGACCCCGCUCAUGGUGGCCGACACCAGGUGGUUGAGGUCCCCGUAGGUGGGUGUGGUCAGUUUGAGGGUGCGGAAGCAGAUGUCAUACAGGGCCUCGUUAUCAAUGCAGUAGGUUUCAUCUGUGUUUUCUACAAGUUGGUGGACCGAGAGGGUGGCAUUGUAAGGCUCCACCACCGUGUCCGACACCUUGGGCGAGGGCACCACACUGAACGUGUUCAUGAUCCUGUCCGGGUACUCCUCCCGGAUCUUGCUGAUGAGGAGGGUACCCAUCCCAGACCCAGUCCCCCCACCCAGGGAGUGGGUCAGCUGGAAGCCCUGCAGGCAGUCACAGCUCUCAGCUUCCUUCCUCACAACAUCCAACACCGAGUCGACCAGCUCCGCGCCUUCCGUGUAGUGCCCCUUGGCCCAGUUGUUCCCAGCACCGCUCUGACC
This is a messenger RNA of Mustela lutreola (European mink), 2798 nucleotides long. It is a transcript of the gene CIMIP2A, whose product is annotated as ciliary microtubule inner protein 2A. Lineage: Eukaryota; Metazoa; Chordata; Mammalia; Carnivora; Mustelidae. The coding region runs from base 540 to 1604 and encodes 354 amino acids. The record is from RefSeq and is a predicted model, not a curated record. The transcript is spliced from 6 exons.